Messenger RNA from Haplochromis burtoni (Burton's mouthbrooder), 7421 nucleotides. RefSeq names its product thioredoxin domain containing 11 (gene txndc11). The coding region runs from base 448 to 3024 and encodes 858 amino acids. The record is from RefSeq and is a predicted model, not a curated record. The transcript has 13 exons. Lineage: Eukaryota; Metazoa; Chordata; Actinopteri; Cichliformes; Cichlidae.
ACAACGUAGGGACGGUCUGAAAAGAGCGCGUUUUGCGCCAUACGGAAAAAGGAAUAAAAUCGCUUACCGAGGACCAGUUUAAAUAUUGUAAUUAUUACGACUAGUGUCGUUUAUCUUUAACAUCCGGUAAGCUAACUGUCAGUGACAUUUUUUAAACUCAGCCAUUAAAGCGUUAAACGCACUACGCGUUUUAUUCGCGUAGACGAUUUUACAUCCUGCCCCUGGUGUCGUUGUUGCGGAAGUGAAAAGUCUACGUGUGGAAGAAAGGUUGGCUUGACCGUAUUUGAACACCUUACACACCAGCACUGCUCAUGUCCAAUCCAGGUUAGCUGUUUCCGUCGAACCAGUCUUCCUCACCCAUCCCUCCUCCCCCCCUGUUAGGCAAAUGGAUGCUUUGAGCGGUAGUCGGGGCGUAUAAAUGGGACGGAGAGGUGACGACAAGCUGUAAUGUUGCGCCGGGUGCGGCAGUCUCUCCGGCAGGUGCUGUUUCUGAUGGCCCGGAGACCGGAUCUGCUCUGCGGGGCUAUCGUGCUCGGCGUCCUGCUCGUUUUGGCCGUCAAGUUCACGUGCAGUCGUGCUAAGAAUGUGGUGGCAGCAGCUCGGCCUCCGGUGCGUUUCUUUUCUCCUGACGCCCCGGUGGUGGAUCUCUACUUGGGUCAGCUUGACCAGGUGGAGCGUCUCAGGAGUGUGGCCGAGGUGUCCUUUAUUUUCUUCUAUGCACCAUGGUGUGCUCACUCUAUGGCUGCGCGACAGGAAGUGCAGCAGGUCGCUAAGAAGCUGGCCAAACAGGUGCAGUUUGUGGCUGUUAACUGCUGGUGGAGUCAGGGGAAAUGCAGGAGGCAAAACCGCUUCUAUCACUACCCCGUCAUCCAUCUGUUUUAUAGAAGGUUUGGGCCAAUAGAGUAUAGAGGCCCAUUUUUGGCUCCAUACAUAGAAAGUUUUGUACUCAGAGUCAUCACACCACUGACUUACCUCCCAUCAAGAGGUCAUGUUGAAGAGUUCCUCUCCUAUCACGAGCCUCGAGUGGUGGGUUUCUUCCAGUUUAACUCUUCCCCCCAGCCGCCAGGAUACAUCACAUUUCUGUCCUCUGCCCUGCAGGUCCUAAAAAGGGAUUUCCGUGGUGUUGUACGUUUUGGGGUCGUGACCAACAAGCAGGUGGCAGGAGCCAUCUCACUAACAGAGGAUGAAACGGUUUUUCUCCACAGAAGAUUUAACUCCUCUUUGAUUUUUCCCAGGAACGACCUUAACUUUACGUCUGAGGCCAUUUGUAGAUGGGUGUUUGAAAACCGUGAGACGGUCCUCCAGUGGCUGCAGCCCCCGGGAACGAAGUCUCGCCUGUUAGAAGAGGAGCUGACUAAAGGCCCUGCACUGCUGCUGUUUGUGCCGCACGAUCCUCUGGGAUCACAGCCCAGCCCUGCGCUACAGCAGGUUGCAGACAUUGCUGUGCGUUACCACUCCUGUGACAACAGCCACCACUCCAGCUGGGACAAAAGUUUCUCCUUCCACUCACUGUGCUGCCAGUCAGUUGUCCUCCCACAGUCGAGCACAAGCGUGUGUGAGGUGUGCCUCAGCCUUUCGUGGCCAAGCUUCGCCACCUCACCUCUGCACUGCUUGUUCCCUCCCUCGAUCCAGGGAGGAGACAUAUUUCAGACUUAUCUCAGACGCUGCUGCCUCCACCAGCUCCCUUCCCCCGUGUCCAUUAAUAGUGCAACCGCAAUGGGCUGUAGCAAUUUUCUGGACAGCUACAGCCCAUUUAGUCAAUACAGUGCCUGCUGCAGAAAAGUAGAACCUCAGCUCAAUGAAUCACAAGCCAAAGAGGAGUCAGAGAUGCAAAGCGUUCCUCCUUCCUUGAUCCCUCCAUUCUCUGUCCCUCAGCCGGAGGGAGACGGCAUCACCGGGCUCCGUUGUCAAACCAACAGGACACUCAGGUUUUAUGUGCUGGAUGUUGCCCUGAACUGGCCUCUGGCAGUCAGGCUCGGAGCAUCAGGCAACAGAAGUGCUUCUCUUGAGCAAGAAGAUGAUAGGAGCGGUGACGGGUCGUUUGCUGCUAUUGUGAACCUGAAGGAUGAAGUUCAUUAUGUUCUUCAGCACACUCCAGCAGCCACACUAACAGAGUCUCUGGAGGCCUUCAUCAGGAACUUCAGCGCUCCCUACAGCCUCUUGCAGAGACACUUGGUUGGAGAGGAGGACAGGAAGGGAGCUGAAGAGGAGGCGUCGCGUUCAGACGAACACACGCAGUCACCUCCACGCUUCCUCAUCACAGAGUUGACCACUUCCUCCUUCCUGCCCUCCGUCAUGGACCUUCAAAAGGACGUGCUGCUGUUCUACUACACUCAGUGGUGUGGAUUUUGCUCUGUUCUCAACCACAUCAUCAUCCAGCUGGCCCGAUUAUUACAGGGAAAUGGAACCAUCACCGUGGCCAGGGUGAAUGUUGCACGUAAUGACCUCCCCUGGGAGUUCAUGGUGGAUCAUGUUCCCUCUAUUCUUUUCUUUCCCAGAUACAGAAAACACCUUAGUGUGAAGUUUCCUGACAACCUUCCCAUCACAUUACCCAACCUCCUCCGCUUCAUCCUGCAGCACUCUGGCUCUUUGCAUCACGUGCACAAACCGUCUGUUGAGACAGAAGGUCCCGGACACAGUCCUUUCCUUGGGUCAGAGUUUCUGACACUCCAGCGUGAAGUUCAAGCCCUGCAUCACGCCCGGGAGCGUCUCUCCCAACAGCUCGCGCAACUAUGGCGCGACAACCGACGACUGAAAUUCGAGGCCCGCGCCUUAGAGACCGAGAACGCCGAGCUGCAGCGAGAGAGGCGGAGCUUAGAGGAGCAGCACCGGGAGAAAAGCCGGCAGCUCAGUGAGGCAGUGAGGCGGCUGCAGGAGCUGGCAGACGCCUCUGAAAAUCUGCUGAAUGAGAACACACUGCUCAGGGUCCUGCUGAGGGCGCUGACGGACAGGACAGAGGCUAGAGAGCAGGCAGAGGUGGAGAGGAAGGAGACGGAGCAGAAAAGAAGCCAUAUGGCCUCCUGAGCACAAGCCUGCAGGGAACCCUGAGAAUGAGGCAGAGAAAAGAGAAAGGAAACCGGGCCAGGAAAUGAAGGGGAGGUUAAAUUAGAGGCAAGAAAAGCUGUGAGAAAAUAAGGCUGACAUGAGGAGAUCCUCUUCAACUGCAAAAGGCAACGCCCAGUAAAUUUUCUCACAAGCAAAAAUAAAGAAAAGAUGACAGUUACCAUCUUCCAAGAAGCACUGCUACUCAGUCAGGCAGGAAUAUAAGGAGAGAUGAGUGUCCUACGUCAGCUCGGCGUUCUCGGUCUCUAAGGUAGGAAGGCAGUGGAAGGAAAAACACGGAGCUCUUGUGCUGUGAUCAUAUGAGCUCGUCCAACUCUUUAAAGUUCCGUGCCAACUUUCCAAUUCAGACUUCCCAGCUGUGAUGCUGCGCUUGCAACGAUUUAUCGACUGUUUUAAUUGUGAAGGAAUAACAAGAGAAUCUGGACACACCCUGCAGCCAAAUGAAGCUUCCUUUAAUUACUGUAAACCAAGUGCAAGAUAGUUUCUUUAUUAGAAAAUAAAAACACCAUGGAUGGGCUGGACUCACCUGUAUCCAAAAGUCAAGGUUAGUACAUUUGAAGAGCAGUGAUAUACUCUGCAGUGUGAGUUUAAGUGAUUCACCCAUGACGCAGUGUUUCACAUGGAAAACCUCGCUUGGAAAGGGAGGCUACGAUACUCUUAAUGUGAAAAUCCCAGACUUCGUGACAUUUGUCUAUUUAACCUUUGGAGGCAUAAAUGGAAAUUGUAAUCAAACACUGAGGAAGUCUGGACUUGAAAACAAAUAAAGCUCUGAAAGAAGGCCCCGGGCACUUUCCAAGAACUCGCAGGAUGACCUCACCUGCUGUUCUGUGAGCUGAGAGUCACAUGACUAACCUCCUGGAAACAUUCCCCAUUAAUUCCUAAAAUUCAAGCAGCAUUGGCUCACGUUGAUUCAUUAUAAUUCAUGUGACACGUUAAUGUGCUUGAUUUAUUUUCAUACUUGUAGUUCUUGUCUUGUUAAGGUGUGUGUGUGUGUGUGUGUGUGUGUGUGUGUGUGUGUGUGUGUGUGUGUGUUUGUGUGUUUGUGUGUGUGUGUGUGUAUAUGAUGAACAGAUUGGCUUCCUUAGUGUUUUAUGACACAUCCAAAUGAUAAAAACAUACUGGUAGGAAUUCCUUUAAAGUACAUACUUUUACACUGAAUAACAACUCUAGCUCUGAAUCUUAAUUCCUAUCUGGCAUUUAUAGUUCAGUGCUAACUGACUUUUAGGAAUUUAUGAGUAGCUUUCAUCACAUUCUUUGGAAAUCUGUAAAACACAGCUAUGUUUUUCCUCCAUUGUUUACUUUAAAAUGCAUUUGCAGUACUGGUGGUGCAGAAUUUGGCUGCAGGGAGAGGGCUACUAAUAAAACUGAGAAGUAAUUUCAUGCUGAAUACAUGCUCCCCUCGUUUUGUUUGGAGCUAUUAAGUGGACUCGAAACAAUCUGUAAGAUAUUAUUAUUAUUAUUAUUUUUUUUUUUUUUUUGAGGGGACACAGUUGUUUUGUGAAACUGAUCUAUUUUUACAAGAAUCCUUGAAUCACUAAAUAUUUCUAUGUAACUAUUCAGGUAUUAUUAACAUGCUGCAAUUGUUUACAUGUGAAAUAUUGCACCGGUUUUUACUGAUUAAAACUCUUUCUUCUUGUAUUGAUGUGCGUCUUUGUGUUUGAGCACAGUGUUGUGUUGAGAUACAGUUGAUAUACCAGCUUUUACAUGUAAGGACAUGAUAAUAAAUAAAAUAAUGUGGUCGUUUGUAGGACUUAAAAUGUUAGAUGAACAACAACACGUGACAUGUGAUGCUGUGUCAUUGGUUAUUUAACACAAAUUAGGCCAAGAUUGAGAAGCAGUGUGUGGGAAACUAACUGCAUCCUUACUGCUUCUAUAGGAAAUAAGAAGGUGCUCGAUUGACUGAUCAUGAACAGGUGUGAGCACCUCUGUGAAAGCUGAACGUCUGGCAGUUUGUCGGUCUGCAGCAUUCUGGGAGGGUUGUGAGGCACUUUCCAAACAAGCUGUAGUUCAUCAUUAUGCAUUGAAAACAAUCAACUGGUCUUCCCAAGAGUGAACAUCCUAUAGCAACCUCCGCCCAUGGUCAGAGUGCAAUAUUAAAAGGAGCUGCUUAAAAAAAACAAAAAAACCCAGGAGCUACAUCUAAGACUAUAGCUGUCACUUAGAUUGUUAAAUUAGUUUUUAAAAAGGCUGUCACAGCUUAAUUAGGAAACCUUGAACAAGUACGGCUUGUUUGGAAGAAAUUUAGGUUUGUGAAUUUGUAUCUGAACAAGGCACAAGACUUCUGGAACAACCAAAAAGCUGAUGUUUGACCAUCAUGCACUGAAACAGAAAACCAAUGAGCACAAAUACCUCAUACCAACUGUCAAGCACGACGGUGGAGGGUGAUAAUUUGGGCUCAUUAUAGAGUCACAGGACCUGGGCACCUUCCAGUCACAGUAGACCAUGAACUCCUCUGUAUACCAAAGUAUUCUAGAGGCAAUUAUGAGGCCAUGUGUGCAAACAACUAAAGCUUUGCCUAUAUUAGACCAUGCAACCAUCCCAAGCACAGAUGGAAGAAAGUGUUGCAAUGACCCUGUAACACGGUGGACUAAUGUUGACUACAUUGAUUCAUCUCCAUGUUUGUUGUGGAAGUUGCACUGGUUUGGGACUGGUUUUGUGUGUCACAUUUGCUCCAUCAAUGGCUGUGAUGGGGUUGGAAUAAUUGAAGGUGUGUGUAUUUGAUUGCACUGAUACUCUGGUCUACUUAUAGCUCACACUACAAACACUGCUGUGAUAUUUUGUCUCUGUGCAGGUAUGUCAUAUAGCCAGAUAUAAGAUGACUUGAUUUAAAUAUAUUUAAAUAUAUUUAUGUGAGUUGUAAAAUGAAGAUGCGGUGAUAUUUAGUCUCUCUGUGCAGGCCAGGGCUUACUGUAUGCCGCAGCCUAAAGGCAGAGUUGGGUUUCUGAGCCUGGAGUGAUUACCAGCCUUCUACUUACAGGGUGGUGGGUCAUGGAGGACAACUGCUGAUCCCUGUUAACUGGUCAACAUGUAAAGUGUAACUGACUUGUGGCAUAUCUGGCUCUGGUCUUGGACCGUGUGUUUUAUCCCUUCAUUUUCUGAUCAUUGUAGUAAUAAGUGAUUACUUCAGGUUAUGGCUCCUUCAUCCACUGUUUAACAUUUAGAGUCAAAUUUGUGUUGGUUCUUGUUAUUAGUGUAUUAUUUAUUUCUGGAUUGUUUUGUUUGACCAGCAAUGACUAAAAAUUUACACAAACAUCAUCUUUUAUUAUCCAAAGCUUUAGUACAUGUUUAGGGAUUUCAUAUCCUAGGAUUUCCCCUGAAAUUUCCCAAAAGUUGAUGACUUUUUUCCCCCCUAUUUGGAUCGACCUUUCUCUUUGUGAAGACCCUGGUAUGAUUUAGAGGAACGUCGAUCUGCUUGUGUGCUUCAAUCAAGAUAUUUAUUACUGCAUUUUCCUCUUGAGAUAUUUCUAGUUGUUAUCUAAUUUGAUAAAAUCUGAAGUCUUUAAAAGUCUUUACUUUUUAAUUUAAACUCCCUCUUGAGUUCAUCAAAGCCGUUGUCAGUGUGUCCUGGGGUUAAUCUGUAACCUGGACACGACUGAUUCUAAAUUUGGGAUCCAGUGUUUGUUUGUAAAUCCAUAUUUGUCCCAGAUCUGGGAUCAUUCAUGUGUUUUGAUCACAUUACUUGAAUAACUGUUCAACAACUGAUCAUUUUUUAUUUCUCGCUCCAUCUACCUACUUGUUACACAUUCAAUCUGCAUUUAAAUUCUCUCAGUUUCCAACGACAACCACACGUGUGUAAGGGAACAUUUGGCAUGAAAUGAUGCUGUUGCACAAGUUUUAGAAUGUGGCUUUAUAAAUGCAGAACAGAUAUGACACUGUAUGAGCAUGAAUUCAACAUUGCUGUGCUCACCAGUGGUUAAACGUCUCAUUUAAUUUGGAGCAGCGGGAACAUGUGCUGCUAAUUUCACUCUGAAUGCAGGAUUAUGUGGCUUCAGUUACUGGUUUUGUGCAGCAGUCUUCUCAGAAAUGUCUCUUUCAUAUCUUUUUGCAUCGUUUAGCUCUGGUUGCAUACUUUUGCACUUCGCAGCAGAUAUGAUACACUACAGAUACACUACAACACUACACCAAGUUAUUGGUGUAGCAGCAGAACUGCAUGUACACAGGAAUAAGACUACACUGAUGGUAGUCAGAAAAAGGGUAUAAAAGUACUUGGGUUAGGGCUGGGUCAGUGAGGCUCACACUGAGAGUCCAAGGAUCUCAUGACUUAUUAAGUAAAGGAGGCUGACGGUGAAGGUAGCCCUUUCAGCUCUGCACGGAAACCUCUUCUCGCUGUGGUAACAUAUCCUGCCCCCUCCCCAAAC